GCAGAACAACAACUUGGAGCGAGACUGCAGACUGUCCUUCUAGGUUUAUUUAGAGAGAUCAGCUGCCCUGAGCCUUUUCGGGGGGUCACAACUGUGGGGGCAAAUCCUAAACACGAUACACAGGACCUGGAGCUGGAAUUUGCACAAACCAAGGGGGACUCAUUGCUUCCCAGUCCCUGUCUCGGUCCGGAUUGCGGCAGGGUUGGGGGCCAUGGCGUUUAACCCCGACUUAGUGGGGGAAAAGAGAAACCCCAUCACUCUAAUCUGGAAUCUAUUGUUCUCUUUUACCUGCUGGGCAUCCCGGGGCAUGAAGGCGAGGCUCGGCCGAAUCUCCAGAUGGAACAAGAAGGGAGAGCUCCGGCUGGUUACCCCAGUGCAAGAGACCCAAGAAGCCGCAACCUCAAGCAAUAAAGCUCCAGAAAAAACAAACUCACCUGUGCAGGAAACCAGUUUUAGUUCCUUUCAUGCAAUUCCAUGGGCUGUGAAGGGAGGGCAAGAAGCUCUUGAUGAUGAUGAUGAUGAUGUUGAUGUAAAGGAAAAUAUCAGGUUGAUGAAGUCACCAGAUCUAAGUUCCAUGGCUCAAGAGAAAGGGUCUUCUGUAGAGAUAUCUACUCCAGCUUCCCCUCCCAAUGACUCCGGCCAUCAGCAGCCAGCAGGGCAUGGGAACAUGUGCCCCAGCAGCCCAGGGAUGGCGCCAACCAGGGCGAAGAGCAGAAGAAGAAGAAGUAGGAAGAAGAGGGCAGAAGCCUCUGAGAUGCAAGCAGCUGAGAUGCCUCCACUACAUUUAAUAGAGGCUACAUGGGCCAUGUUGGUGCUGCAGAUAUCUUCAUUGCUGAAAUCUGUGGCCGGAGGUGGGUGGCAACUCCCAGCAGCUGUGAUAUGGUUCCUGCUGAUCAGCAAUGCGUUGGCACCUCCAGUAACGGAUAAGGGGCAGAUGGGAGAGACAGCAGCCUGGAAAAACGAGAUUACGCAAGCCUCUGCCCCAUGCGCAACCUGCCAGAUCCACGUGUUCUGCAGCCGAGGGGAAAGCCUGACCGACCAACAUUUAUCCAUUAGGAUUGCGGCCAAAGAGCAAUAUUGCCACUUUCGGAUCCCAAGCCUGCCCUACACAGGGAGAUGUACUAAUGUAUCCAGCGUGACUCUCAUUAACGCCACAUGUCUGUGCCUGGAAACCAUGGAUCUGGAUUAUAAAGAUCUGAAUCUGGAAUACGGCACUACGCGCAUUGGGAAGUCAGCUCAAUCCUUAUUGGCAGGGUGCUGUGAUACGUCACCCAAUGAUGAUACGUCACCCAGGGAUUAUACUUCACCCAGUGACAAUUCCAGCAAUAUAAACCAUAUUAUUAUUGCCUUUGUGGUUUCGGCAGUAGCAGUGGUAUCUGUGGCAUUACUAAUCUAUGGAAUAUACCGACUCGUGAAACGCAGAAAUGGCCUCGAUGGCCUCAAUGAGAAUGAACUGCAACGACUGAACGACGGUGGGACCACCGGGGCCCAAAAUGGAAAUAUCCCUACAGCCGACACGCAGAUCAGUGUUCCUAAUGGCAGUUGUAUUGUUCCUACUGACGCGCCUCUGCAAGAAAACGAAGACCCCACUCCCAACAGUAACGGUGCAGGAAUAUCCAAAAGAGAAGUUUGUUGAGCUGAAACUUAUUAGGGACUUUGCUGAACCACUGGGAAUCCUAAGGUUUGUAGGUUAAAUGGGUGAUGUCCUUAAGGGAGAAGGAAAGGUAAAAACUAAGUAAGCUUUUUGUAACUACAGCCAUAAACACUCACAGUAAUGCUG
Xenopus tropicalis (tropical clawed frog) is the source of this 1780-nucleotide messenger RNA. RefSeq lists its product as uncharacterized. The transcript is spliced from 9 exons. The record is from RefSeq and is a predicted model, not a curated record. Lineage: Eukaryota; Metazoa; Chordata; Amphibia; Anura; Pipidae. The coding region runs from base 212 to 1636 and encodes 474 amino acids.